Messenger RNA from Pediculus humanus corporis (human body louse), 321 nucleotides. Its product is annotated as eukaryotic translation initiation factor 4E-binding protein, putative. The coding region runs from base 1 to 321 and encodes 106 amino acids. Gene Ontology annotation, cellular component: cytoplasm. NCBI's taxonomy places the organism in Eukaryota, Metazoa, Arthropoda, Insecta, Psocodea, Pediculidae. Gene Ontology annotation, biological process: negative regulation of translational initiation. Gene Ontology annotation, molecular function: eukaryotic initiation factor 4E binding. The transcript has 4 exons. The record is from RefSeq and is a predicted model, not a curated record.
AUGGAAAAAUUACUAUUUUUACGUACAAGAAUAGUUUAUGAAAGAAAUUUUAUUUUAAAUCUUCGCAAUUCUCCACUUUCUAGAACUCCUCCAAAAAAUUUUGAUACAUUUCCGGACACUAUGGUUAACGGGGUUUCUAAUGGUAAAGCUAUAAAACCAAAUAAUGAAAAUUGCAAAAAAUUAAAUUCAAGCGGAGAUCAGAAAGAAAAAACUGAUUCAUCAGUCGAUGAUACUCAGGAACAAUUUCAAAUGGACAUAGUACAUGAAAUGUUAAAGAAAAGUGUAUGUUUCUCUACCGAUGUUGAUCUACAGCUAAUUUAA